AGCCCCGCCCCCUAGCAACGCGCUGGCGUGUUAGCAACCGGCCGGCCGGAGGCGGGAGCUAAAGUCCGCAGGUGGGCUGCGGCGGGCGUGAUGCGGCCGCGGAGGCCGCUGCCGGACACCUGGGGCUUUUUGCGACUCUAGCGGCUCUCAGGAGGCCUUCCCUUGUCGGUGGCAGGGCUUCUUUGGGUCCUACGGUACGGAGAACGGGUAGGACAGGGGGACGGGCCCUCCCACCCAUCCCUCACUCCACGCGGCGGACAUGUCCGUGGCGGAGGCCGCGGCGACCGCCGAAGCCCAGGAAGCUGGCGGCAAGAUCCGGUCCAGCAGCCUUCGCCGGAUCCCGGUAAUCGGGGUGGUGACGGAGGACGAGGAAGCGCAGGGUGCUUUUAAGACCAUGGACCUGAAUCGUGUCAUCAGCCUCCUUGAAAAGACAGAUAAGGAUGAUUUAGAAGAAAAACAACUUAAAUCUGUCAAGAAACUGGUGCAGUGUUAUCAGAAUGGACUUCCCCUAAGGGAUUUAGCCCAAAUAUUUAAAAUUUUGAAUCUGUGUGCAGAAAAAAUUGAAAACCAGCCCCAUUUUAUAGAAUCUGCAUUUAACAUCCUAAAAUUAUGUAGCUUGCCAUUUUUGAAAAAGAAAGUAUCAGAUGAAAUAACAUAUGCUGAAGACGCUGCUAAUUCAAUUGCGCUUCUGGGUGAAUUAAUGAAAAUACCGAAUUCUGAAUUGAGGAUACAAAUUUGUAAAUGUAUUGUUGACUUUUAUCAUGCAGAACCACCAAAGAAGCAUAUUACAGGUUACCAGCAAGCAAGUUCAUCAUACAAGAUUAAGAUGGCUGAGGUUGGAGGAUUGGCAAAAACAAUGGUCCAGUCGUUGGGCUUACUUGAAAAUCAACUUGUUGAGAAACUUUGGGUACUUAAAGCUCUGCAACAUCUCUCAACUUCUGAAGUUAAUUGCACGUUAAUGAUGAAAGCACAAGCAGCCAAUGGAAUCUGUGCUCACCUCAAUGACCCAGAUCCGUCUGGACAGCUUCUGUUUCGUUCAUCAGAAAUACUUUGGAAUUUAUUGGAAAAAUCUUCAAAAGAAGAAAUCAUACAACAGCUUAGUAAUUUGGAAUGUUUGCUGGCUUUGAAGGAAGUAUUUAAAAAUCUGUUUAUGAGAGGUUUUAGUCAUUAUGAUCGUCAGCUUAGAAAUGACAUAUUAGUAAUCACAACAAUCAUAGCUCAAAAUCCUGGAGCACCAAUGAUUGAAUGUGGCUUUACCAGGGAUUUGAUUCUAUUUGCAACCUUCAAUGAAGUUAAAAGUCAAAAUCCUUUGGUAAAAGGUCUUAAGUUUUCUAAUUCCUAUGAAGAUUUUGAGUUGAAGAAAUUGCUUUUCAAUAUAAUUGUGAUCUUAUGUAAAGAUCUACCUACUAUACAGCUAUUAAUUGAUGGCAAAGUUAUUUUGGCUUUGUUUACCUAUGUUAAAAAGCCUGAGAAACACAAAAUAAUUGAAUGGUCUGCAGCACAGUAUGAAGAAUUACAACUGCAUGCAAUUGCCACUUUGUCAUCAGUGGCUCCUUUAUUAACAGAAGAAUAUAUGCUGUGUCAGGGAAAUGCUCGAGUCCUUGCAUUUCUAGAAUGGUGUGAGAGUGAAGAUCCCUUCUUUAGUCAUGGUAAUAGUUUUCAUGGUACAGGUGGCCGUGGCAACAAGUUUGCCCAGAUGCGUUAUAGUUUAAGACUCUUGAGAGCCAUGGUCUACCUUGAGGAUGAGACUAUAAACAAUGAUCUUUGUGAAAAAGGAACAAUUCAGCAACUGAUAGGAGUUUUUAAAAAUACAAUAAGCCAGUCUGAUGACAAAGAAGAAGUCAUUGUUUUGGAAAUUCAAUCUGAUAUAUUACUUAUUUUAUCCAGUCUUUGUGAACAUCAUAUUCCUAGGAAGGAAAUGUUCGGAACUGAAGGAGUGGAUAUAAUUCUCCAUGUAAUGAAAACAGACCCCACAAAGUUACAAAGUGGAUUAGGCUAUAAUGUACUUCUUUUUAGUACAUUGGACAGCAUUUGGUGCUGUAUUUUAGGGUGUUAUCCAUCAGAGGAUUACUUUCUUGAAAAGGAAGGCAUUUUUCUCCUUUUGGACUUACUGGCAUUGAACCAAAAAAAAUUCUGUAAUCUAAUACUUGGAAUAAUGGUUGAAUUUUGUGAUAAUCCCAAAACUACGGCUCAUGUCAAUGCUUGGCGAGGGAAGAAGGACCAAACAGCUGCUAGUCUUUUAAUUAAAUUGUGGAGAAAGGAAGAAAAAGAACUGGGAGUAAAACGUGAUAAACAUGGGAUGAUCAUUGAUACAAAGAAACCUCUAUUUACUAGUUUCCAAGAAGAGCAAAAAAUCAUGCCAUUGCCUGCAAACUGCCCAACUCUUGCAGUUAUGGAUGUUGCUGAGAAUAUCAGAGCAAAAAUUUAUGCUGUGCUAGGCAAACUGGAUUUUGAAAAUUUACCUGGCCUAUCUGCUGAAGAUUUUGUCACUCUUUGUAUCAUACAUAGAUACCUUGAUUUUAAAAUUGGAGAAAUAUGGAAUGAAAUAUAUGAAGAAAUAAAAUUAGAAAAGUUAAGACCAGUCACUACAGAUAAAAAAAUUUUGGAAGCUAUUACAACAGCAUCAGAAAAUAUUGGCAAGAUGGUUGCUUCUCUUCAAAGCGAGAUGAUUGAAAGCCAAGCACACCAAGAUGUGCAAAGUGAACAAAAAGUAUAUACAAAAAUACAAGCCACACAUAAGCAAAGAGAAUUGGCUACUAAAUCAUGGGAAAAUUUCUUGGCCAGAACAUCAAAUGCUAAAGCUUUAAAGAAAGCAAAGAGACUUCAGGAGAAAGCUAUAGAAUCCUCUAGAUACAGUGAGUACCCACCAAAUGCAGUAUUUCACAGGACAAAUAUUAAAGGCCUUAAUACAACGGUGCCUUCUGGUCGGGUAGUAACAGUGGAAAGCACCCCUGCCCGAUUACUGGGAGGACCUCUGGCUGAUACAGAUAUUGCUCUUAAAAAACUCCCUAUUCGUGGAGGAGCCCUACAAAAGGUGAAAGCAGUGAAAACUGUGAAUGAGUCAAAGAAGAGUGUUCCUACAUAAAAUAAUCUACAGGCAUUCUGAAAUAAAUUUUGCUUAUAGUUUUUUAGUUAAAAAUAUCUUCAUAAACAUAAAGCAAAUAUUUUAGUAAAAUACUAUGAAAAGACUAAAGUAAGCACAUAUAAUUUAUUUGUAUUGAUAAUACCUACAUAUAGCAUCAGAAGAAUUGUCAUCAAUUUCUUUGGAAAGAUUACUAAUUCUCUUAAUUGAAAUUGUAAAACAUAUUGUGUCAGUUAAAACUCCUUUGGUUGCAUGUGAACUACUCCAUCUGUUUUAAGCCAAUAAAAACUUUUACAGGCUCUAUAGCUAUCAAAACUAGGAGUCAUUUAGACUGCAGGCAUUGCUGCAUCUAGGGACUGAAACUCUGUGAGGAGUAUCUUCUCCUUCCCUAACAGUCCCUGAAUUGUAUUCUCCCGAGUUGAUACCCAGCAGAGAAGAAUACGUGCCUGUCUUUCAACAGUCUCUGCAACUGCCUCUGCAUCUUGGGACCCUUGACUGGCCACAUGCCCACUCCUGAGCCAUUCACCAUGACUUUGGCCAGAGCAGUACUGCCUACUCCCAGAGCCAGAAGCAGGCUAACUCCAACCAAAAUAUAUGGAUGGGGUGGGAAAUCAAGAUAUUGUUAUCAUAUGUGGAUAUAAAUACUGGGCAGCAAAAACAUUUGCAACAAAUUUGCUGGUCAAAGUAAAACAUCGCUGUUAUUAAAAGCAAAUGUUGGGGCAGCCCUGGUGGCACAGCGGUUUAGCGCCACCUGCAGCCCAGGGUGUGAUCCUGGAGACCCGGGAUCAAGUCCCACAUCGGGCUUCCUGCGUGGAGCCUGCUUCUCCCUCUGCCUGUGUCUCUGCCUCUCUCUCGCUCUCUCUGACUGAAUAAAUAAAUAAAUCUUUAAAAAAAUAAAAAUAAAAAAAUAAAAGCAAAUGUUAUUCAUGAGCUAAAUAAAAAUUUUUAA
Molecule: messenger RNA, 4031 nt
Organism: Nyctereutes procyonoides (raccoon dog)
Lineage: Eukaryota; Metazoa; Chordata; Mammalia; Carnivora; Canidae
Gene: CFAP69
Product: cilia and flagella associated protein 69
Exons: 23
Coding region: 260-3085 (941 amino acids)
Biological process (GO): positive regulation of flagellated sperm motility; olfactory behavior; response to odorant
Cellular component (GO): non-motile cilium; sperm midpiece
Source: RefSeq, a predicted model, not a curated record